CACUGUGUUUAUUUUGCAUCUCAAAGUUCCUUUUAUGCUGUGAUACUUAAGAGAAACCGGCAGCAGUGAGCACUGAGGAGCUUCCAACUGCAGCUCUGCGCGGCUCCUAACGCCAACUGGCUCCAGCCAGCACGGAUGUGGGGGGGAGCUGGGUGCUGCAAGUCCUCCCUAUUCCUUCAGUCGUGGGGACGAAGGACUCCUGCUGUUGGUUUUUCUCCCCCUCUCCUCUUACUGGUGGUCUUCAACACGAUCACAGUAUGCACCACAAUGCUUUAAAACAGCAAAGCUUCUGGAAAACCCAAACAAAAGGAACGUCACCAGGUGACGUCAGCCUAUAUACAGCCCUGUGUGGUCGCAGCGCAUAAGCAAAUCCAUUCUUGUGCCGCUUCCCUGAAAAGCCUUUCAGUAAAUGCACUCAUGCUACUACAGGAGCUUCUCUCAGCAAUAAGCCACCCAUCUGCCAUCAACAAGUUAGGACUAAAGGAAGCCACAGCCGCGGAAAGAGAAAACGUGAGCUUCACUUAAACAGCUGAGCAGCCACAGAGGACGGAAACUUGUAUUAAGCCUCAAAUUAAAGAUUGCAGACCUGUCAGAGGAGAUCAAGCCAGUGAUUUCAAAAGGAAUAUUCCAAGAGAGCCUCGUGGAUUCGAUUUUGCACUAAUAUCAAAGGACACCGAACCCGGUAAAUUAUUCAAAGGCUUUCUUAUAUUAGAGCCUUUUACAGACUCACCACGUUGAGUCUAAAACUACGACUGAAUGCAACCUCCAAUGUACUCAAAAGAAUGGGCUUACAUUUCAAGUGGCCAUUAGGGGCUCGUAUGCUGGCAGCACUAUAUGCAAUGAGUAUGGUUUUAAAAAUGCUGCCUGCCUUGGGCAUGGCUUGUCCACCAAAAUGUCGCUGUGAGAAGCUGCUCUUUUACUGUGACUCUCAGGGGUAUCACUCAGUGCCAAACACCACUGAAAAGGGCUCGCUAGGUUUGUCACUGAGGCACAAUUAUAUUUCUGAACUUGAAAGGGAUCAAUUUGCAAGCUUCAGUCAACUUACUUGGCUUCACUUAGAUCAUAAUCAAAUUGCAACAGUCAGAGAAGAUUCUUUUCAAGGACUGUAUAAACUUAAGGAAUUAGUCUUAAGUUCCAACAAAAUCUUUCAUUUGCCAAACACAACUUUUAGCCAGCUGCUUAACCUGCAGAAUUUGGACCUCUCUUUUAAUCAGUUAUCCUCUCUGCACCCCGAGCUCUUCUACGGCCUUCGCAAGCUACAGACCUUGCACUUGCGAUCCAACUCCCUGCGGACCAUCCCGGUCCGCCUGUUCUGGGACUGUCGUAGCCUGGAGUUCCUGGAUUUGAGCACAAACCGCUUGCGAAGUUUGGCUCGCAAUGGAUUUGCAGGAUUAAUCAAGCUGAGGGAGCUUCACCUCGAGCACAACCAGCUGACAAAGAUUAAUUUUGCUCACUUCCUCCGGCUGAGCAGCCUGCACACGCUCUUCUUGCAGUGGAACAAAAUCAGCAACUUGACAUGUGGGAUGGAGUGGACCUGGGGCACCUUAGAAAAGCUCGAUUUGACUGGAAACGAAAUCAAAGCCAUCGACCUCUCCGUCUUUGAAACUAUGCCUAACCUGAAAACCCUCCUCAUGGAUAACAACAAGCUCACCACCCUGGAUUCCAAGAUCCUGACUUCCCUGAUGUCCCUCACCACUGUGGGCCUCUCCGGCAAUCUGUGGGAAUGCAGCCCCAAGAUCUGCGCUUUGGCCACCUGGCUGAGUGGAUUCCAAGGUCGGUGGGAGCACUCCAUCCUCUGCCACAGCCCCGACCACACCCAGGGAGAGGAUAUUCUGGAUGCAGUCUAUGGUUUUCAGCUUUGCUGGAAUUUAUCAACUGUUGUUACGACCGUGGCUACGACGUACGCAGCUCCGACUACCGAGUACCCCAAAAGAAUAAGCUCUUCUCAUUUCCAUAUGGGAGACAAAGAGAUCCCAACUACAGCAGGCAUGGUCGUUACCACCGAAGAACAUUUCCCUGAGCCAAACAAUGCCAUCUUCACUCAGAGGGUAAUUACAGGAACAAUGGCUUUAUUGUUUUCUUUCUUUUUUAUCAUUUUUAUAGUGUUCAUCUCCAGGAAGUGCUGCCCUCCCACAUUAAGAAGAAUCAGGCAGUGCUCAAUGAUUCAAAACCACAGGCAGCUCCGCUCCCAAACGCGGCUGCAUAUGGCAAAUAUGUCAGACCAAGGACCCUAUAACGAAUACGAACCCACCCACGAAGGACCCUUCAUCAUCAUUAACGGCUACGGACAGUGCAAGUGUCAGCAGCUGCCGUACAAAGAAUGUGAAGUAUAAUACCCAUAUGCCAUCCCAAAUGAAACCAGAUAAGUAACCUAUUUUAAAAUUGUAGGGGACCUACAUCAGAGUCUAAUUUUUACAGAUGUUGACAUAAAGCCUAAUUUUCCAAGCUCCUUAAUGGAAACAUUGUUUAUGGAGUGGUGCAGUAUUUUUAAGUUGGUUUGUUUCUUUUUAAAUGAUAAACCCAUACUAUUUUCAGUGUUAAGGACGCAAUGGAUUACAUUAAACUUGCACUCCUAAUGUUGAAAAGUCUCAAAAGAUGCUCACCUCCAACUCUGUAAGAUGUUUCAUGUUUAUGUAAUUCUAUGACUGUGUGUAAACAUUUAGACCCGAGUCUCCAUAUUUGACUUUUGCUACUGAAAGCAGUGGGAGGGGAAGGAUGCUGGAGAGGGCACAGAGCUCUGCGGGGGGACAUACGCUCCGUUUGUUCCACUGCAGCUGGAGGAUCCCAACCGCUCCAGCUGGCUCCGGUCACUUUAAAGGCAGCCCUGGAGGAGGAUUUUCCUCCUCUGAUAAUCUCACUCCAGUUAAAAAUACAAACAAAAAGAAGGGUGGGGAAACAAGAAAGGAGCAGCAAAGGGUCCAGGUGGGAAAUUCGGUGCAUUGGGGACCUGGAGAUUUAUUUUAAAUGCAGUUUUCCUACCUGCACAUUUGGUUUGGCUUAACUGGACCUUGCUAAAGCUCAGAGGAGCUACAGAAAGGAGCAGUUCACACGGUCACAAAUGAGCAGGAUGAUCACAGAUUAGGAGGAUGGUCACAAAUGAGCAGGAAGGACUCUCCAGGCACUUAAAAAGUGGCAGCAUAGCUUGUUUAGGAAGGCUCAGUACAACAGGAUCGAUUUGAAAUAUUAAGUGCAUUUAAUUCUUAUCGGCUCUCUGGUUUGCCUCGCUGCUGCUUUUCAUGAAUUCAGGCUAAUUACAUACGCCUAUGAACAAACAGCAUUUCAUGUGUAAAUACCCUUAAUGCAAGUUUUUCUUAAUUAAAAGUAAAUAUCAAGCGGGAGGGUGAGGAGAAGAGGGAAGGGAGGAAGAAGCCUCUCUUUGUCCCCCCGCUCCCUCCCCCAGCUGAGGCUUCCUCUCGCCUGAAAGCUAUUUUCAUGCACUAACUCCACUGGUUUCUCUGGAGACAGAAUUAGCCCCUGUAAUAUAAGCUCUCACUUGUCCUCCCUCUUCCUAAAUUCAAGGUAACUACCAGUUUAAACCCCCCAAUCCCUUACCUUCUGGUAAAUUAGGAUAAUAUAAUUAGGUUAGAGAAUAGUUCACUGAAAAAUGUUUCAUUUCUUACUUGAUGUGGCACAGAAUUUAAACUAGUGUAUGUUUAAAGAAAUCAUAUAGAAAUAUAUAUACACACACGCGCACCUCAUUCUUCAGGAGCAAUUUGAUUUCUUGAGGCAGAAGUACCAUAUUGCUAUUUAUACUCUAUUCUGAAAUUCUAUGUAAAUAGUUGCAGAUCUAUGCAGUGGUGCUGGUACUCGGGUGCCACAGGGGGAGAAAGGGGGGAGCUGCAAAGGAUUCCAGUAUUUUUAAGUCAACUGCUCCAAUCUUGGAAACAUUCGAACCAAAGCUAAAAGGACCAGAGGGAUGGAAGGGUUUUAUAUAUAUAUAUACACAUGUAUGUAUAACUCAAAAAAACCAAUGUGUUGUGUCCAGUGCUGCAGUGUCAAACAAUUCCCAGCACACAUGGAUGAAGAAAUUCCUCACAGUGUUGCCAUACCUUGACCAAAUCAGUAAUUGCAGUAUGCUAAUUGUGUUGUACUCAACUACUCUGCAAACUUUCUGAAUGGAAAAGAAAGCACUGCAUAAAAAUCUGUUUGCUAUUUCACUCUGCUUUUCUAUAUCUGUAUUACCACUUAGUGAGGUAUUUAGGGUGCAAUUAUACAACAGUUUGAUGUUUUAUUGUGGAAUGAAGUCGUCCAAGGCAAUUCUAGCAAGAUAAGUGACUUCUGUUCAGAUUUUACAUAAAGCUUUUUCCAGUGACUGGGUUUGAAGAUAUUAAUUUGCAUCAUUUUGCUUUCACAUCCAGUGCCCUUAUUAUAAAGCAAAUUUUGUUUACUUCCUGUGACUCUGUACUUUAAUGGAAAAGAUUCAGUGAAGCCUAAUGGUUUUCCAUAGAGAUAUUUGAACCCUUGUAACUAUUUAUACUCCAAUGAGCUAAUUUACACACUGUAGGAAAUCAAUUACUGCUUUAAACUGAAUACAAUAAAUGCCGUGGGGCAGGGGGACAGAGAGCAAAUAUUCUGUAUGAUUAAAUUCUACGCAGGCCAAAAGGCCAGACCCAAGCUGAUAAAUACAAAAAGGUACUGGUGUCCAAGGGUAUCAAGGAAGACUUGCCACAUUCCUUACCACACCAGCUCCUCCCUUAUGGCCAGGGUUUUGUUCUGCUCUGGGCAGGCAAGCAGGCAUCACUGUACACCUCCCUUACCUCCAACAUGAUAGCCUGCAGUGGGAAGCAAAUACUUUGGGGCUGAUUCUAAUGUACAGCUGUAGGGUACCCACAAAGACCGAGUUAUAACUGAGCUCAUUAAUUACACUGGCAGCCAAGUAAUCUGGCUACACGCUCAUCAACCAUCAGAUGUCAAUGCUGAACUCUGAUGUCCUCAGCUGCUUUUGCAAGAAGGAAUUCCACCUCUCUCCUUCACACCCAGCAGAAACCCUGCUGGAAGACAGUUCAGGAGGUACCAUUCAGUCUUCCACAUGGAAACGAGAAGUGGCUGCUUGACUGAAGCGCCAAGGUUCCUCCCAACGAGGUGCUUUCCCACCACUCUGUGCAGAGGCUCACUCCAUCUUUGUUAGCAUAUAAUUAUGCCCAAGAAGAGAAAAGACAGAUGUUCCAGCAAUGCUGGAUUUAAUCCUCUUUUCCAUCCCAGUCCCUCAUACCAAUUUCCCAAGCAUUAUAACAAAGACACCCAGGCACCCAACUCCCCUUCCCCACCACUGUUCCAAGUCCCACUGGUCCCACAGUGCUGCCCUGCCUCACAGGCACCAAAGCAGGGUCCAGCAGACACAGCCUCACACGGCACUGCACAGUUUUACCUCUGCACUACACAGGAAUAUGCAGCCAAUCUCCCAAAUGCCGUGGUUUAUGUCUGCCAUUUCCAAAACCAUUUGUUGCCAGGUUCCAGGCAUAAGCAGAGCAAUUCUGCAAACAUUACAUUUAGAGUAACAGGUAUCAUAAAACUCAUAGAAUGUCAAACACUAGCAGUGAAGUCAGCUUGAAUUCCCUUAGGAGAGACAGGGAACGGCAGGCAGAGCUUUACACAAGGACACAACCGGAGGCUGCUCUCUAUUAUUUCUUUUCUUUUUUUUUUUUAAAGUUACUGUCUUUCAGGAUCAAUUGCUUGUGACUCUUCCAGGAAAGGAGGGAACUGUAAUAAUGGUGUUACUCAACAGUCUUUGAUUUAUUUUAUGGCACAAGAACCAUGACGAUUUGGUUUAAAUUAAUAGUGUUUCAGCUUGAGCACUGGCUGAUGAUGAGAGGUUGUUCAUUUGCUCUCCCCAAAUAUCAUCUCUGUGGCUCAGCCUUAGUUUCUACAGGUAUUCCACAGGUGCUCCACCCCCUUCAAGCACAGCCUCACCCAAGAGCUCAGGGCCUUUUAGAAAUGAGAACUUCUCCUACUGCUCUUGAGAUCCACAUCCCACCCAAAGGUCUCCUCCAGCCUCACUUAUCUCCAGCCAGCUUCUGCUCCUCCCCACCCCUGCAUCAGGGAAAUGAAUGCCAGCAGUACCAGAUCAGUUUGAGUCAUCACGCUGGAACAGGUCUGAAUUAAUGCUUCCAGCUCCCCUCUUGGUAGUUGCUUUGCAUUAGAUCAUGUUUAAAUGCACACAACUAAGGAUUACUCGAUGAAGAGUGAAAUGGGUUAGCGGUUAGUCUCCAGCUGAAGCGCACCUCUGCACAAGGCUCCCAUCAGAUGGAAACGUAAUUAAUACUGCUGCAUCAAUGUUUGGUUUUGCUUCCUUUCCCUCCAAGCAGAAGUUAUUUCAUUUUUCAGCAAUAAGCAAAUCCAAGCAGCUGAGCUUUAUGUCCCAUUAGCCCCCUUACAAGACACUGGCCUACUGCUAACACGUCAAAUCAGAAAUAUCCAGCAGCUUUAAACCAGAAACCUGCACUAGACCCUUUAUUUAAUGUGUCUAAGUUAAUUCCUGUACUGCUUUAAUGAAAAUAAAGUGGAUUUAAUUUUGUGAUCUGCGUAGCUAUCAAAAUCCAUCUGUUCAGACUUAUGAAAUCUACCCAGAAGCUGAGUUUCAUCUUUCUGGAGAAGCUUUCCAUGAAAAUUAAAAGUUCAGUGAGAGAUACAGUAUUUUUUUCCACA
Messenger RNA from Pezoporus occidentalis (night parrot), 6645 nucleotides. RefSeq names its product leucine rich repeat transmembrane neuronal 2 (gene LRRTM2). Gene Ontology annotation, molecular function: protein binding. The transcript has 2 exons. NCBI's taxonomy places the organism in Eukaryota, Metazoa, Chordata, Aves, Psittaciformes, Psittacidae. Gene Ontology annotation, cellular component: extracellular matrix. The record is from RefSeq and is a predicted model, not a curated record. Bases 783 to 2333 code for a protein of 516 amino acids.